Messenger RNA from Aphis gossypii (cotton aphid), 1586 nucleotides. RefSeq names its product galactokinase-like. The transcript is spliced from 9 exons. Gene Ontology annotation, molecular function: galactokinase activity; ATP binding. Gene Ontology annotation, cellular component: cytoplasm; cytosol. The record is from RefSeq and is a predicted model, not a curated record. The coding region runs from base 169 to 1365 and encodes 398 amino acids. Lineage: Eukaryota; Metazoa; Arthropoda; Insecta; Hemiptera; Aphididae. Gene Ontology annotation, biological process: galactose metabolic process; carbohydrate phosphorylation.
ACGUGCAGGCCAGUCUAAUAAAACCACGCGUGUGUGUGUGCGUGUGCGCUUUUUUUCCGUUUUAUCGUAAGGUACCUAUCACAGUUUUUAGUCUGGUUUGCCCGCCCGUCCGAGCAGUACGGUCUUGGUGUUUCGAUUGACCGCCGCCCGCAACGACAAAAAUUCAAAAUGUCAAUAAUAAAAACAGAAACAACCGAAGCAUUGAUAGAAAGAGGGUUUGAAUUUUUCGCGAAGCAUUUUCCAGAUGUUGAAAAACCUGAUAAAUUGGGUAUUGGACCUGGACGAGUAAAUUUAAUUGGAGAACAUACAGAUUAUAAUGACGGGUUCGUAUUACCUAUGGCACUACCCAUGGUAACAAUAAUGUUAGGACGAGCCAAUAAUAGUGACACAUGUCGCGUAGUUACUGCAUGUAACGAUUUCGAUGAAAUCGAGGACUCCAAUAAAACCGAAUUUAAAAUUCCUACCGUCAAACCACUGUACGUGGGCACACCUAAAUGGGCCAACUACGUCAAAGGAGUGAUCGCAUGCUUCCAAAGUAUAAUUGUAGGUUUUGAUGCCGUAAUUCUAUCCAGUGUACCUCUGGGUGGUGGACUGUCCAGCAGUGCUUCCCUGGAAGUAGCUACUUAUUCAUUCAUCGAAGCUAUUACCGGAAAUAAAACAAUUCAAUUAGUACAAAAAGCUAUGGUAUGCCAAAAAGCAGAGCAUAUGUUCGCUGGAGUACCUUGCGGGAUCAUGGACCAAUUUAUUUCCGUAAUGGGAAUAGAAGGUCAUGCUUUACUCAUAGACUGCAAAUCAUUACAAUACGAACCCGUUCCAUUGACUGAAUCCAAUUACGUGUUUUUAAUAACUAAUUCCAAUGUUCAUCAUGAAUUAUCCAGUAGUCAAUACCAGCUAAGACGAUAUCAAUGCGAAGAAGCAAGCGAUUUGUUAAACGUUCAAAGUCUCAGGUUCGCCACGAUGGAAAACUUGAAUAAAGUACACUUGAAUGGAAAAAUGAAUGAAAUAAUAUAUAAACGAGCUAGACACGUAAUAACGGAAAUUGAACGAACCAAAACUGCUGCUGAUGUAUUGAAACGCGGUGAUUACAAAUCGUUUGGUGAACUCAUGAAUGCUAGUCAUAACUCGUUAAGGGACGAUUUCGAAGUUUCCUGUACAGAGUUGGAUCAGUUGGUAGAAUUGGCCAGAAAAGUGCCAGGUGUCCUUGGGUCUCGUAUGACCGGAGGAGGUUUCGGUGGAUGCACAGUCACAUUGGUGGACCAGGCUGCCGUUAACUCUGUCGUUAGUGCCAUUAGUUCGGAAUACAAAGGAAGUCCGAAAUUCUACAUAGUCUCGCCGUCAUGCGGAGCCAAAAUUGUUAAAUUAUAGUACACCCGCGGCCGUGUUCUCGCCAAUAACCGUUUAAAGUCAUAUAUUAUUCAUAUCGUAUUGAGUAAUAUAAUCGCUCAUAAUGUAUUUAGUUGUGUACAUUUAUUAUGAAUUGUUUUAUGUUUAUACGUGUUUUUAUGAGAUACAUAAAUAAGAACUAUAUGCAUAUAAUAAUAUAUAUUUUUAAUAUAGUAGUAAAUUUUAUUUUAGUUCCGAUGAAA